AGCCAUUAUACAUUUGAAAAGUUUUGACGACUUUAUUGUGCCGAAUUUCAAAGUCGAGUACGUUGGUGUGUAGUGUAUCUCCUCGCUUUUUCGCUGAGUUGAGAUCCUAAAUAUCCAAAUUCUCCUUUGCUGUUCGGAACAAUACUUUGUUAUUGUGCUGCGGUGUCGGUUGUGCAAUAAUAAAUAACCAUGAGACUUAAAAGUGUUGUGUUGGUGGGUGCAAUGCAACAAAUGAAACACAUCGACUUUUUGCAUUUCCUAAGAAGGAUUUCCUUAGAAAUUUGUGGAUGUCUUUCCUUGUGCCUACGAAUCCUCUUCUGCUCGGUCUAUCAAAAGAGCAACUGCUCAGGAAACGUGUGUGUGAAAAACAUUUCGACAAGCAGCAGUUUGACGCAGAAGGCAAAAGACUUCGGUUUUCUUACCCUUGCCUAUUUAGGGAUGAUGAAAUAGCACACGGUGAACCUCUUGCAGCACUUGGAACUGUGCCACAUGCUCUGAGUGACCACAAUUAUUUUAAAGACCAAGAUGAUGAGGACAACACAAUUGAACAAACACUUGUCAUAGGAAGGCCAGGCGAAGACUUCCAUGAGCAUCCAUCAUGCUCAUAUUCUCAAGUCGAGCCCUCCAUCCUGCAGAAUAAAGACGUGAUAGCAGUAGAGGAAAACUCAUCAUCUUUACCAAAAGUGAUUGAAAAAGCUGUUCAAGAAGUCUCCUCGGCACAUACAGAUGUGAUAGCAGUAAAUGAAGGCUCAUCAUCUUUACCAAAAGUGAUUGAAGAAGCUGUUCUAAAACUCUCCUUGGUACAAGCAGAUGUGGUAGCAGUAGAUGGAGGCUCAUCAUCUUUACCAAAAUUGGUUGAAGAAGCUGUUCUAGAAGUUUCCUCGGCACAUACAAAAAUUAAACCUACACCGUCCCGUUCCGCCCAAGAGAAGGAACUAACACGGAAACCUAGAGGUACGAUUAUGAAGCAAUUAAGUUCAAAGGGAAGAAAAUUCGUUAAGAACGUGAUGAAUAUUGCGUCAACAAGUUUGGGUCAGACAAGCGAACAAAGACUUUCACAAGCUAAAUCCUAUGGAAGUAACGAGCAGUUGUUUAAGAAUUUCGACCUACUUAACAAACAGGCACAGACUGUUUUGCUAAUGCAAUUAAAGCAAUGCCGUAACAACAAAAUGGCCAGAAGGUUCACGAUGAAGGAAAAACUUAUGGCUCUAAUGCUGAUGAAGCAAAGCCCAAAGGCAUACAAACUUUUGGAAACAAUGUUCGCUUUGCCCAAUAAGAGAACUUUACACAGACUUUCUGAAAAAAUAUGUAUGAAACCAGGAGUGAACCCACAGAUAUUUUCCCAUAUCCGAAAUACAGUGAACCACUGGGGACAACAGCAAAAGUUAUGCUCAAUAGUAUUUGAUGAAAUUGCAUUGACACCAUACUUAACAUACAACGAAAGUAACGAUCUAAUUCAUGGAUUUGUGGAUGUGGCUGGCGAAAGAAAAUUGAAGUUUUGUGAUAAUGCCCUUGUCUUCAUGGUAAGAGGCAUAUGUUCUUCAUGGCGGCAAUGUAUUUCAUACUACUUCUGCGAAGGAACAACAUCUACGGCCGAAAUGCAGGAAAUUUUAAAGCAAACCGUGGCAGAAGUAGCUCAAACAGGACUAAUACCUUUAGGACUAGUUUGCGAUCAAGGAUCGACCUUUAGAACUGCGAUCAAAAAGUUCCGAGAGGAGACAAUACGUAACUGUAAUCUCGAAGCUAACACGAAAGAUGAUGGCACAAUUAACAUUGCUGGGCAUAAUUUAAGUAUAUUUUUUGACCCGCCCCAUCUUCUAAAAGGGUUGAGAAACAAUUUUCUCAAUAAAAACAUUAUAUGGGAAGGAAAGAGGGCCUCAUGGAAAGAUAUUCAAUUUAUAUACGAUAUAGAUAAUAGAUUGGGACACACAAGGGCAUUACCCAAAUUAACUGCACAUCACGUUGAUCCAGACAAAAUAAAAAAAAUGAAGGUCAGCGUAGCGGCGCAAGUUUUCAGUUCACGAACGGCGGCCAUGCUAAACUACACAGCUGCGCUUAAUAACCUUCACAAUGGUUCAGACUCAAGUGACACCAUGGAAGCUACAGCGGAAAUCAUCGAAUUUUUCGACACCCUAUUCGACAGUGUCAACGGCUCCCCUGGCGCCACCACAAAAGGGAAACUGAGAAAAGCAGUUAAAAAAAACUCAGCACACCAUCGUUUCUGGUUAGAAGCCAUUGAAAAAUUAAAAAAAAUACAUUACCAAGAUACAAAUAGUAAAUUGGCUGAAAGGCAAGGAAAUCCUCGAAUGGUUCGAGUACCGUCACUGGAAGGAUGGAUUGUAACACUAGAAAGUUUCAGUAGGAUAUCGAAGAUAUUGUUUGACGAAUUUGGCGUGGAAUAUUAUUACCCUCGGUACAUAAAUCAAGACCCACUGGAAAACUUUUUUGGUAGGGUGAGGGCUCUCAAUUACAGAAAUGUGAAGCCAAAUGCGAAUAGUUUCAUUUAUACAUUUAAAUCAUUACUUUUGUCCAAUUUGCUGAGCCCUCAUUCUAAAUUUGCAAAUUGUGAAGUGGAUAGCGGAGAGACAAUAUUAGACGCAAGUUUUCUCUUCGAGCUGGAUGAUGAAAACAAAGAAAAUACAAGUCCCAACAUCAGUUCUCUCCCAUCCACUUCACAAGAUCUUCCAAGUGGGUCUAAAUUAGAAGGAAUGAAAACAAAAAAGACGUGUGGCACUCGGGGGACUGCCGCGGUAAAGCUAUUGCAUAGCAUUUUGUAUCAACUUAUGCAAUUAUAAUUAUUUAUUUAUUUUAUUUAUGCAGUAUUUCUUUUUCUUUGAUAUUAAUACCACCAUAACCAACCACCAGUAAACCAGUAUAACGAUAUGAUCUCAGUUGAUAGGGAUCUCGAGGUUUCACUUCUGAUGGUUUUUCGGAAAAGACAAGUACGCUUGACAAGAGAUAAUGUAAACACUGGUAAUUCGUAGUUACUCCUGGUAUUUAUAUAUUCCAAUCGUUCACCGAGCGCACGACUCAAGAUAACCAAUAUAAAAGUGUGAACCUUGUUUAUUCAUAGUUACGAUACGUAUACGGAUUCACUUAUAUUGGACAAGUUGUAAGUCAUGGGAAUAAGCGCCUUCAACGGCGGUCUUUAUUAGGUAGCGUCAGGAAACAAAUAUUUAUAAAAAAUAUACGAAAUUAAAAUAAAUAGGCACUUUAUUUAUUUUAUGGAAAACAAUUUUUUUUCGCUAACACAUUAAAUAAAAUAUGUAAAACUGUAUGUAUUUUAUAUGUAAAA
Cydia pomonella (codling moth) is the source of this 3295-nucleotide messenger RNA. RefSeq lists its product as uncharacterized. The coding region runs from base 288 to 2795 and encodes 835 amino acids. The transcript is spliced from 10 exons. The record is from RefSeq and is a predicted model, not a curated record. Lineage: Eukaryota; Metazoa; Arthropoda; Insecta; Lepidoptera; Tortricidae.